AUGCUGUAUGAGUUUAAUCAGUCUGAUGGCUGUGAUCAUUUCUCCUGUCCAGAAAGAUUUCUAUCUCCUGCAGUUUAUAUCUUACUGUACGUGUGUUCAGCUGCUGUGGUUCUGCUAACAAUGUGUGGAAAUCUUCUCAUCAUCAUCUCUGUUCUUCACUUCAAGCAACUUCACACACCAACAAACAUGCUGCUGCUCUCUCUGGCUGUGUCAGAUUUCUUUAUUGGAGCUUUAGUGAUGCCACCAUUGUUAAUUUGGACAAUUGAGUCAUGCUGGAUUUUUGGGAGACAUUUCUGCAUCAUUUUUUUGUUGAUUGGUGGUGUACUCAUGACCAUAUCAAUCUAUAAUAUUGCUCUGAUUGCUGUAGAUCGAUAUUUGGCUCUCUCAAACCCCUUUCUCUACAUGAGUUCAAUAUCUAGGAGGAUGAUCUGCUUAGUGGUUUAUUGUAACUGGUGUGUGUGUCUAAUGUAUAUCACAUCAUUUUAUUAUUUCAAUGGAAGCUUUAAAAAUUCUGUAUUGUGUCCUGGAGAGUGUUAUUACUUGCUAAAUGAGGUUUUUUCUGUAUUUGAUCUCAUAUAUUCAUUUAUAUUUCCACUUUCUGUCAUAAUCAUAUUGUAUACUCGAGUUUUUAUGAUUGCUAAGAAACAUGCCACUGCUAUCAGAGAGCUUAAUAAUCACACACAGCCUAAACCACAGAAAAUCACCUCAUACUCCAUGAAAUCUGAGAGAAAAGCAGCUAAAGUCCUCAGUAUUUUAGUGUCUGUAUUUCUGGUGUGUUUACUUCCAUAUUUUAUUUACACUUUAAUAGGUUAUGUUAUUGAACUACAGUCAGAAACAAUCCAGAAAUUGUUGAUCAUGAUUUGUCUUAAUUCCACCAUUAAUCCAGUUAUUUAUGCUCUGUUUUAUCCGUGGUUCAGGAGGUGUGUUAAAUUAAUCAUAACUCUACAAAUUUUUCUGAAAGACUCUGCAUUAAUCAAUGUUCUUCUGAAUUAA
Messenger RNA from Tachysurus vachellii, 993 nucleotides. Its product is annotated as trace amine-associated receptor 1-like. The transcript has a single exon. Gene Ontology annotation, molecular function: trace-amine receptor activity. The record is from RefSeq and is a predicted model, not a curated record. Gene Ontology annotation, cellular component: membrane. Bases 1 to 993 code for a protein of 330 amino acids. Lineage: Eukaryota; Metazoa; Chordata; Actinopteri; Siluriformes; Bagridae. Gene Ontology annotation, biological process: G protein-coupled receptor signaling pathway.